This is a messenger RNA of Melospiza georgiana, 3135 nucleotides long. RefSeq names its product Mov10 RISC complex RNA helicase (gene MOV10). Gene Ontology annotation, molecular function: 5'-3' RNA helicase activity; RNA binding. NCBI's taxonomy places the organism in Eukaryota, Metazoa, Chordata, Aves, Passeriformes, Passerellidae. The record is from RefSeq and is a predicted model, not a curated record.
AUGCCGCGGUUCAGCGUGGCGGAGGCCAGUCUCUGGGGGUGUCAAUUCGUGCAGUUCCUGCAGGACACGGGCCGGGAGCAGACCAGCCUGCGGGAAACGCUGCGGACCAUCUACAACCAGGAGUUCCGCGGCAGGACUGAGGCAAGGACGCCCAAUUUUUCCUUCAUGUUGUUUGCGCUGAGGACAACCCACCAGGUUCAGGUGCGCGGAGAUCUGGUGAAAUUCAAGGUGAAGAGACAUGUGGUGGUGGCAGACCAGUACCGGCGACCCAGGAGCAAUGCACAGACAUCCGUGGCCACGUCUGCCUCAGGACAGCAGCUCAGCUCCACUCCGCAAAUGCCCCAGCGCUAUGCCAAGCAGUGGGCUGAGCUUAUUCGUGGGAAGCACGGGGUGGAGAUCACCUCAGACUAUGACCAGGGCAACGGGAAUAUUCGCUUCCCGGUGGUGCCGGGCGAGCCACGGACAGUGGCUGUCCUGGUGCAGAACCGUGGCACAGAGGUGGUGACGCUGCAGCGGUUCCAGGCACAGCAGCAGGCACGGGAGCUCUCCUUCACUGAUGAGCAAGGGGCAGUGCAGGGCCAGUCCCUGCUGCUACACCCAGGUGGGAUGUACCCCAUCCAGGCGCGGUGCCUCACCACCUGCAAUGGGCACUUCAGUGCUGUGGUGUCCUUCGAGUUCACCAAGGAGCCAGACGUGUCCUUCAGCAUCUCCCGCUACAUCGCUGCCAUUGCUGAGAGCCAGCUGGCCAAGGACCUGGGGCCCUCAGCACCUUUCCAGCCCUACGAGGCCAGCCUCCAGCGCCAUGUCACAGUCAUCACCGAGGAUGGCAUCCCCCCUGACAGCUCCCUGAAAAACGAACUGGAGAGGGAAAUCCCUCUGGGCACCUACCAGUACCCAAAGAGCCUCAAGGACACGAUCCUGCUCGGACCCAACACCAGUGCCAGCUCCAGCUGGGCUGCCAUGCGCUCGCUGCUGGAAGCACCUCUGCAGGCUGAGAACUACUACAAGAAAUUCCAGCUGCUGCUGCACCUGGAGGAAAUUCAGAUGGAGGUGGACAUCCGUCGCUACGACAUGCAGGACGUGACCAUGGUGCAGGAGAGGGCACUGCUGGUUCUCAAUGUGCCUGGCGUGGCCGAGAACCGCCCAUCCCUGCUGAGAGGGGACCACCUGUUUGCCCACCUGAGCAGCGAGCGGGACCACUCCCCACUCGUCCGCUACAAGGGCUACGUGCACAGCGUGGAGCUGGACAGGGUCAGGCUGGGCUUCUCCUCCAAGCUGCAGAAGAAGUUUGUGAAGAAUCUGAAGUUCGAUGUGACCUUCACCUUCAGCCGGCUGCCCCUGCAGGUGCAGCACCGGGCUGUAGUGCUGGCCGUGCGCCCAGGCUUGUCCAGCCUCCUGUUCCCCUCCGCCUCCUGCCACAAGUCCCUCUUCUCAGGGCCCUUCCAGCCGCGGUGGUUUAACCGCAAGCUGGAGACCAACGAGGAGCAGUGCAAAGCUGUGACCCACAUCGUGACGGGGAUGUCCCGGCCAGCCCCAUACCUCAUCUUUGGCCCCCCUGGCACUGGCAAGACGGUCACUAUGGUGGAGGCCAUCAAGCAGGUGUGGACAUGCUUCAAGGAUGCCCAUAUCUUGGCCUGUGCCCCCUCCAACAGUGCUGCAGACCUGCUGUGCCAGUGCAUCAUCAAGGACAUUGCCCCUCAGAAUGUCUACAGGCUCAUUGCCAGCUCCAGGAGCUACAGGGAAGUGCCCACUGAUAUCAGGCCCUGCUGCAACUGGGAUGAUGAGCAGAGCAGCUACGUGUACCCAAGCAAGGAGAGACUGAGCCACUACCGGAUUAUCAUCACCACACUGGUGACAGCAGGAAGGUCAGAGGAGCUGGGAUUGUCCCCAGCAUCCGUGGCAGGUGGACCCAGAGCUGCCUUGCAGCCAGGCUGUGGAAGCAGACCCUCUGGGACUCAGCUGGGAGGGGUUGGAGGAGGGCAGGCAGCAGCAGGGAAAUCCCUUCUCUGUGGGAGGAUGAGGGUGAAGGGUAGGAGGGGAAGGAUGGCCAGGUGGGGCAGGAUGCUGAGAACAGCCUCACUGCGUCUCUUCAGGCUGGUGUCAGCCGGUUUCGCCCCUGGGUUUUUCUCGCACGUGUUCAUCGACGAGUGUGGCCACGCGGUAGAGCCGGAGAGCGUCGUCGCCAUCGCGGGGCUCCUGGCGCCCAUGGAUGAGGAGAACAACCCCAAUGGGGGGCAGCUGGUGCUGGCAGGAGACCCCAAGCAGCUGGGCCCCGUCCUGACCUCACCACUGGCAAUCCAGCAUGGUCUGGGCACCUCGCUGCUGGAGAGGCUGAUGCUGCACAACCCCUUGUACCAGAAGUCGAGUGGAGGAUACAACCCACAGUUCAUCACCAAGCUGCUCUGGAACUACAGGUCCCACGAGGCCAUUCUCAGGAUCCCCAACGAGCUCUUCUAUGACAACGAGCUGAAGGUGUGCAGGAGCAAUGGGCCUGACAUCCGGAAUCUGUUUUGUACCUGGGAGGAGCUUCCCAAAAAAGGCUUCCCCAUCAUCUUCCAUGGGGUUUGUGGGGAAGACCAGAGAGAGGCCAAGAGUCCCUCAUUCUUCAACACGGCUGAAAUUGAGGUCCUGGUCCACUACCUCAAGAAGCUGCUGCAGAGUCGGGGCAGGGGAAGCUGCCCCAGUGUGUCCCCCAAGGAGAUCGGCAUCAUCUCUCCCUACAGGAAGCAGGUAGAGAAGAUCCGGAAAGCCAUCACCUGCCUGGAUCGCGAUCUGCAGGAGCUGCCGGACAUCAGCCAGCUGAAGGUGGGCUCUGUGGAAGAGUUCCAGGGCCAGGAGCGGCAGGUGAUCCUCAUCUCCACGGUGCGCAGCUGCAGCACGUACCUCCAGUUCGACCAGACCUUCAGGCUGGGCUUCCUCAAGAACCCCAAGAGGCUUAACGUGGCCAUCACCCGGGCCAAGGCUCUGUUGAUCGUGGUGGGUAAUCCUACUGUGCUCAGCAAGGACCACCACUGGCUCAGGUUCCUCAGGUACUGCAAGGAACAGGGGGGCUACACCGGAUACCCCUUCGAGGAGGAGGGCACAGCUGAGGACAGACUCGCCAACGACCUGCAGGCACUGCAGCUCAGAGUUUAG